Molecule: messenger RNA, 1910 nt
Organism: Otolemur garnettii (small-eared galago)
Lineage: Eukaryota; Metazoa; Chordata; Mammalia; Primates; Galagidae
Gene: CCDC134
Product: coiled-coil domain containing 134
Exons: 7
Coding region: 13-801 (262 amino acids)
Source: RefSeq, a predicted model, not a curated record
UCUGCAGUUAGUAUGCUGGUGCUCUCCCGAAGCGCCGGAGUUGAGUGUCUUUUCUACCUCGGGCCGGUCUGCCCUUUCCCACACCGUCCGGCCAGCUCCAGGAUUUUGGAUAUGGACCUUCUUCGCUUCCUGGCUUUUCUCUUUGUCCUGCUGCUGUCUGGGACGGGGGCCACAGGCACCCUAAGGAGUUCCCUGGACCCACAGCUGGAGAUCUACAAAAAGAUGUUUGAGGUGAAGCGGCGGGAGCAGCUGUCAGCACUGAAGAACCUAGCACAGCUGAAUGAUGUCCACCAGCAGUACAAGAUCCUUGACGUCAUGCUCAAGGGGCUCUUUAAGGUGCUGGAGGACUCCCGGAUGAUACUCAUUACUGCUGAUGUGCUCCCUGAUGGGCCCUUCCCCCAGGAUGAGAAGCUGAAGGAUGCUUUCUCCCAUGUGGUGGAGAACACGGCCUUCUUCGGCGAUGUGGUGCUACGCUUCCCAAGGAUCGUGCACCACUACUUUGACCACAAUUCCAACUGGAACCUCCUCAUCCGGUGGGGCAUCAGCUUCUGCAACCAGACAGGUGUCUUUGACCAAGGACCUCACUCACCUAUCCUUGGCCUGAUGGCCCAGGAGCUGGGGAUCAGUGAGAAAGAUUCUGACUUCCAGAACCCAUUUCAAAUAGACCGCACAGAGUUCAUUCCCAGCACUGACCCUUUCCAGAAGGCUCUGAAAGAAGAAGAGAAACGCCGAAAGAAGGAGGAGAAACGUAAAGAAAUUAGAAAAGGCCCAAGGAUCUCAAGAUCUCAGUCUGAGUUGUAAUCUUGGAGCAGCUCAGGGCUCAAGGGUGCCAGGAGAAGACCAGUGAGGAGGAAGAGGAGGCAGAGGUAUGGCCGUGGCAUAGCAGCAUCGGUGCUGGUGCUUGGCACCACCCCUUCCAGAUGCAGAGGCCAUAUCCGCUCAGGUCCCUGGAGCCAGGUCUGAGCCUCGGCUGAAAGGACUGAACCUUAGAGGGCUGGAUUUCCUUAUAGGGGCCUUCAUAGGACCCUGUGCUGCAGACCUGACCCUCUGGAGACUGCUGGGAGAGGGAGGAGGGGAUCCUGGCCCCAACCCUCCUGGUGGGUCAGGACUGCUGGCCAGCUGGCUAGCACCCUUUAUGGGAAAGCGGCAGAACCAGGUUCUGAGCUACAAGUGAAGGUGCCACCACUACUGCGGGCCCCACCGUGUCACUGAGCUGCCCAGCACAGAUCCCAGUCCCUCUACAGAGAUAUAAUAAAAGCCAGCAAACCCUUUGCACUGAUCGAGGCUGGUGAGGAGGCUGUGAGGGGACCAGGGCCUUUCAGGGAUGUAGAAACCAGCUUAGAGGAUGUUUCUGCCUCAUGAGGAGAAGUUGCAGGCACCAGCAGGGCAGAGAAACUGGGCUUGGCUUAGGCUUCCUGUUCCCACCUCAGCACUGCCCUUGACAAAGGAUCAGAGUUGAGAAGGGACUUGGAAGUGUCUUGGGAGGGUGUUUAGCCCAAGAAGACCUUGGAGCAACAUGAUCUCUGUCCUCAGGUAUCUGGGGACAGUCAUUGAGCAGGCACAGGGAAGUGUCAACUUGUCCUCCCUGGCAGUACUGGAGGACACUUGACCUGAAGGUAGGGGGAUGGUAGGGGAGGACUGCAGUCCUGCAGGAGGCCAUGCUUCAUAAUGGCAGGAGCUGCAUUGGUCAGAGUAGACCAGUCAGACAGUGAGCUUCCCAUCUCAAGAGGUGUAUGAGCAGAGAUGUGUGGCCCAGGCCAAAUUAGAUUUAUUAGGGGCAGUUAAGCCCUAGUGGAAGGUGUGGUUUCUGUGCACUGGGUGGGGGCAGAUGCCCUUCAGUCAAGCCUGUAGAGGAGGGAGAAGUUUAGUGGAAAUUCUAGCUCUGCCUCUUUGACCUUGCAUAGCCAGAG